CUGUGACGUCACGGCCUCCGAAAGGAACUUGCUGUUGACUGUUCAAUUCCGGGGGAUGUGUUGCUAUCAUGAGUAGACGCGCUCGUGUGCGUGAGACUCUGUAGCUCGGGUUGUACCAUUGGUUAAUGCAGCGAGCGGGUGUUUGGGGCCCUCACAUGCUGAGCAGAGUCUGGACACUGAGCAGGCGCCUCUCCACCAUGAGGCUCCAGUCUGAUGAGUUUAACGCUUUGUUUACCGACGGGUUAAAGACACUGGCAAAUCUAUUCGCUAAAGACCGUUAUGAGCUUCGUAUAGCAGGAGGGGCUGUGAGAGAUUUGCUCUCUGGAAAACAACCGCAUGAUGUGGAUUUUGCUACCACGGCCACUCCAGAGCAGAUGAAGGACAUGUUUCUCAAGGACGGGGUCCGGCUGAUCAAUAAUAAAGGCGAGACGCACGGCACUGUCACUGCCAGGAUUAAAUCAGAAUUUGAGAUCACGACUCUGCGGGUGGAUUGCACACAGAUGGGCGACAUGCUGAGUGGAAUUCACGACAGACUGGAGAUAGACGCAGAACGCCGAGACCUGACCAUUAAUUCCAUGUUUCUGGGGUUUGAUGGGACCCUCUAUGAUUAUUUUAAUGGCUAUGAAGAUUUGAAGAAUCGUUGUGUUAGGUUUGUGGGGGAUCCAUCACAGCGAAUUCAGGAAGAUUAUCUGAGGAUAUUGCGCUAUCUUAGGUUCUAUGGAAGGAUUUCAGAGCGGUCUGGUGCUCAUACAUCGGGCACGCUGGAUGCAGUUAGGGAAAAUGCAUCUGGACUGAGGGGCAUCUCUGGAGAACGGAUCUGGGUAGAACUAAAGAAGAUCCUAGAAGGAAAUCAUGUCAACCAUCUGAUCCAGAUUAUCUAUGAUCUAGGAGUGGCACCACAUGUAGGUUUACCCGAAGAUGGAAACCUGGAGGAAUUUGCCAGAGUCUGUGAACGCAGUCGCCGCAUGUCUCCAAAACCGAUGACUCUCCUUACUGCUCUUUUUUCUAACACGGAUCAUGUGCAAAAACUGGACCUAAGGUUAAAGAUAUCCAAGGAGGAGAAAAAUUUGGCCUUGUUUUUGCUACAACAACGCAGAGAAUUGACAGCUGAACGAACAGAUGCAGCGCCGCUCAAGCCUUUUAAGGAUUACGUGGUUGAUUCACGUGAGCCGGAUACACACAGGAAGAUAUGUGAGCUCCUAAAAUAUCAGGGCGAGGAGCAGUUUUUUCGGGAGAUGGAGGGCUGGACGUUGCCCCGCUUUCCAGUCAGCGGCCAUGAUUUGCGGCGUAUGGGUAUCUCCUCUGGCAAAGAGAUUGGUCGAAUUCUACAGGAACUGAAGGAACACUGGAAGGGAAGUGGCUUUCAAACUAGUAAAGAGGAGCUGCUGAACAGAGUUGGGCAUAAGUGAAUCUCCUACAUUAAGAGACAAUGAAGGAAUUUGUUCUUGUCAAGGAGAACCCAAACAAUUAAGGAGCAUCCGUAUGGCUCCAGCACAGAGAAGUUUGCUAGCCAGUAAAGGUGUAUGAUUUAAAAAUGACAUAUAAUUGAAUAUGCUGGCAUGGACCAGAGACUCCUGGUGCCUCCCAAGAGUUUUGAAUUGUCUUAGUUCAACCAAAAAACUUUGAGAUGAGUACAGCAGUCACUUAGAUAGAAAUGAAUAAAGACAGAGAGGUGGCUAUUACUUCACAGAUUUUAUAAGUUCUCAUUUAAAGUUCUAUUUAUUACUUUGCUGUAGACAUUAAAAUUUUUGCAGUGCAAUAUUCACAUCUCAAUUAAGAGAGAAAAGGACAGGUACAAAGAAAGCAGGUCCCACACCGAUGACUCGGUGAGUGGUUUAAGAGAGGGACAAGAAAAGGUCUAGACAUAAUAAUAAAAAUGCUGCUUCUAUCAGUGCACUUCUUCUUGUUACCACACUGAGGCGCUGCUUUAUUAUUUUACACUCCUUUAGAGAAUAGAGGUUUUCUGACUAUACAUGCUAGAACUGGAAGGCCACACGUGUGUAACCCCUACAUUUGCAAUGAUUCCUGGUGCAAAACAAAAGUGGGCAAUCUAACUGCCCUAACCUUACACACACACACACACAAUCUACUGUCACACAAAAUAAAAUCUAUUAAUUUACUGAA
This is a messenger RNA of Xenopus laevis (African clawed frog), 2124 nucleotides long. RefSeq names its product tRNA nucleotidyl transferase, CCA-adding, 1 S homeolog (gene trnt1.S). Gene Ontology annotation, cellular component: mitochondrion. The record is from RefSeq and is marked provisional. Gene Ontology annotation, biological process: mitochondrial tRNA 3'-end processing; tRNA processing; RNA processing. Gene Ontology annotation, molecular function: tRNA binding; RNA binding; nucleotidyltransferase activity. Lineage: Eukaryota; Metazoa; Chordata; Amphibia; Anura; Pipidae.